Messenger RNA from Symbiodinium sp. CCMP2592, 2523 nucleotides. The record is from the annotation of a GenBank genome assembly. Lineage: Eukaryota; Dinophyceae; Suessiales; Symbiodiniaceae.
AUGUUGGCGGUGGAUUUGGACUUGAGUGAGAGCGCGGGCCGUGAGUACCUCAAGUCUUUGCCGAUGAGAAGGUCCCAGAGGAAGUCCCUGCUGACAGAGAGAUGGGCAGUCAAGCUAUAUGAGCGUGAAGGUGAAUCCUCUCAGGACUUCAAGAUGGUCGAGACUGACAAGGUUGUGUAUGUCAAUGUGAAUAUUCAUCGAAGCAAGGGAUUCUCGAUAAGGGGAGAUAGUCCGAUGUAUCGGGCACUCAUGUGGGCAGCUUGCAGAGGGCAACUUGAAGGUUUGGUUGGCUCUCCUCCUUCCAACUAUGCAGCUGAGCUAUGUGCCCGACAGCUUCUUUUGUGGAUGGUCGCUAAGGAAGGAGCACGAUUGCAUCGCCAGGUAAGUCCCUAUCUGCUUAUGACCAUGGACCCGAAGUCUGGAUGGUGGAAGACGCCGAUGUGGCAGGGCUUCCAGCGGGAGUAUCAGAUCCCUGUGAGUCAAGCGGCGCCUACCGGAACCUCGGAGUCCUACUGUACGGCUACGAAUUUGGAGCUUUGUGGUGAUGAUGAAGGUUGGGGCCCUGGCGUAGACGCUUCAAGUAGAGUUGCCGGCUGGUCUGUCCGUUUUCACAGAAUGAUCGUGAAGGGCAUCCUUGCAUGGAGGACGAGGCCAGAACCUUUGAUGCUGUUGAGCGCUACGGUGGGUUCGGGAGCCAUGAGUGCGGAGGAGCUUCGAAAGUGGCGUCGUCAUGUGGCCAACGGCCACUUAUCAUACAACCGACACUGCCGGACCUGCGUGGAGACUGCAGCUACUGGUCGCAGUCAUCGGCGCAUCAUUGCGCCUAGCUGUUACACCCUUUCCUUGGACCUGGCUGGGCCGUUUAGAAUCAAGGGCGAGUCGGGUGAUGCAAAGGGGUACCGCUAUGCGCUGGUAGGCAAUUACACCAUGCCAUCCACCAUUGGAUUCAAGGACUACAAGAUUCCUGAUGAACUACCUCCAGAUGAACCUGAGGGCGGGGUCGGCCAUAUACCGCUUGAUGAAGAUGAUGAUCUCUUUAAGGAGGCUAAGGAUGAGUUUCCCGAGAACCCCCGCGAGAACCAGAAGGAGAUGGAGGCCGCAAACGACGAGUACCAGAAACUGUUCAAGGAAAUCAAGGAUACCAUGACUUACCAGAACCUGCAUUUCAUGGUUCCCCUGAAGACCCGUGAUUGCCAGUUCAACGAGUACACAGUGAUCGUGCUAGAGAGCUACGUGGGCAGGGUUGUCAAGGCCUUGAAGCGGCGGGCUAGAACGUUGCUGCAAUCUUCGGGACUGCCAAGGUCGUGCUGGCCGCUUGCGAUGGGAUAUGCGGCAUGGGCUCAGAGAGAGUUUGCGUUGGGCCGUUCUGGUAGCGUGGUUCCAUUUGGAGCGGAGGUGUCGAUCAAGGCCAGGGUGUUUGGACAAGGUGGAAAGUUUGAUCUCGACAACAAGUGGGACAGUGGACAGUUUGUUGGGCCAGCGACUGAGCUACGAGGUGGAUAUGUGGUGCGGGACAAGAAUGGGCGAUACCUCACUACAAUGCACAUGAAGACGAAUGUGGUGGAUGUUGAUGAGUUGGUGGGGCCCGUGACGGCUGAAGCUGUUCUUCCCAUGCCGGUGAAACGUAUGAGAACCAAGGCGAUGAGACCAUUGACAGCGUUGGAACAACAGAUUGUGGAGCUGGCUGCAGAGUACGAUGUCGAUGAGAGGUAUGAUGAACAGGCCGUCUUGAAUGUCUAUGCUCUGUUGGAGCGUACACGAUUGCAGGGCUCAAAGGCAGUGAUCCGGAGAUCUCAAACAACGUCGACGUCAUGGACUACUGGGAUGUUCACACACGGCGGUGUGUCUGGACUUAGACAAACUGCAAGGAGGAUGCCUGCGACUACAGCUUUCUUUACGAAGGUUGCGAAGGAGCUGAUGGGUGAGGAACAUUUCGGUGUGGUGGCAGUGACCCGUGGGGCUCAACUCAGAGUUCAUCGAGAUUCUCACAAUGAUGCUUCAACCAAGAACACCGUGAUGGCCUUGAGUGCUUUUCAAGGAGGUGGUUUGUGCGUUGAAGGACCUCCUGGCGAUCAAUGGCGGCAGGUGACUCCUGGAAGAUGGGUUCAGGGCAAAACUUAUGAGCUACGACCUGGAGCGCCACUCUCUUUCAGUCCAAGGAAGUGGCAUGAAACCCAACCUUUUCAGGGCGACCGCUUGGUGAUGAUGGUGUAUACCCCUCGGACCAACAACCUAUCUGAUGAAGAUCGACGAGAGUUAUGGGAGCUUGGGUUUGAUUUACCUGAAGGAAGGGACCCCAUGCCGGCUGAGGGAGAGAUCCAGUUGAAGAAGCAGGAGUAUAUCCUGGAUGAAGACGGUGCCCUUGAGACCUUUGUGAAGGGUGAGGCGCCUGAGGAGGAGACGAGUGUUAUGGAUCAAUCGCUCCUGAAGGUCAAUGAGCUACAACAACAAAUGCUGGAUGAGAUGAUUGACCGCUCUUCCCUCCUACAGGACUUGGUUGAGGAGGAGGAAGAGAGGUUGUAG